Messenger RNA from Equus quagga, 2798 nucleotides. It is a transcript of the gene SMURF2, whose product is annotated as SMAD specific E3 ubiquitin protein ligase 2. Gene Ontology annotation, biological process: ubiquitin-dependent protein catabolic process; negative regulation of BMP signaling pathway. Gene Ontology annotation, molecular function: protein binding; ubiquitin protein ligase activity. The record is from RefSeq and is a predicted model, not a curated record. Lineage: Eukaryota; Metazoa; Chordata; Mammalia; Perissodactyla; Equidae. The transcript is spliced from 19 exons. The coding region runs from base 67 to 2313 and encodes 748 amino acids.
GCUGCCCGCCGGCCCCGGGCCCCGCGCCGCGGCCGCAGCCCCGCCGCCGCCCCCGCCGCCGGGGACAUGUCUAACCCCGGGGGCCGGAGGAACGGGCCCGUCAAGCUGCGCCUGACAGUACUCUGUGCAAAAAACUUGGUGAAAAAGGAUUUUUUCCGACUUCCUGAUCCAUUUGCUAAGGUGGUGGUUGAUGGAUCUGGGCAAUGCCAUUCUACAGAUACUGUGAAGAACACACUCGAUCCAAAGUGGAAUCAGCAUUAUGACCUGUACAUCGGAAAGUCUGAUUCAGUUACGAUCAGUGUAUGGAAUCACAAGAAGAUCCAUAAAAAACAAGGUGCUGGAUUUCUUGGUUGUGUUCGCCUUCUUUCCAAUGCCAUCAACCGCCUCAAAGACACUGGUUAUCAGAGGUUGGAUCUAUGCAAACUUGGGCCAAAUGACAAUGAUACUGUUAGAGGACAGAUAGUAGUUAGUCUUCAGUCCCGAGACCGAAUAGGCACAGGAGGACAAGUCGUGGACUGCAGCCGUUUGUUUGAUAAUGAUUUACCAGACGGCUGGGAAGAAAGACGAACUGCCUCUGGAAGAAUCCAGUAUCUAAACCACAUAACAAGAACUACGCAGUGGGAACGUCCAACACGACCGGCAUCUGAAUAUUCUAGUCCUGGCAGACCUCUUAGCUGCUUUGUUGAUGAGAACACUCCAAUUAGUGGAACAAAUGGUGCAACAUGUGGACAGUCUUCAGAUCCCAGACUGGCAGAGAGGAGAGUCAGGUCACAACGACAUAGAAAUUACAUGAGCAGGACACAUUUACAUACUCCUCCAGACCUACCAGAAGGCUAUGAACAGAGGACAACACAACAAGGUCAGGUAUAUUUCUUACAUACUCAGACUGGUGUGAGCACAUGGCAUGAUCCAAGAGUGCCUAGGGAUCUUAGCAACAUCAAUUGUGAAGAGCUUGGUCCGUUGCCUCCUGGAUGGGAGAUCCGUAAUACGGCAACAGGCAGAGUUUAUUUCGUUGACCAUAACAACAGAACAACACAGUUUACAGAUCCUCGGCUCUCUGCUAACUUGCAUUUAGUUCUAAAUCGGCAGAACCAAUUGAAAGACCAACAGCAACAGCAAGUGGUAUCGUUAUGUCCUGAUGACACAGAGUGUCUGACUGUCCCACGAUACAAGCGAGAUCUGGUUCAAAAACUGAAAAUUUUACGGCAAGAGCUCUCCCAACAACAGCCUCAGGCUGGCCAUUGCCGCAUUGAAGUUUCCAGGGAAGAGAUUUUUGAGGAAUCAUAUCGACAGGUCAUGAAAAUGAGACCAAAAGAUCUCUGGAAGCGAUUAAUGAUAAAAUUUCGUGGAGAAGAAGGCCUUGACUAUGGAGGGGUUGCCAGGGAGUGGUUAUAUCUCUUGUCGCAUGAAAUGUUGAAUCCGUACUAUGGCCUCUUCCAGUAUUCAAGAGAUGAUAUCUAUACCUUGCAGAUCAAUCCUGAUUCUGCAGUUAAUCCGGAACAUUUAUCGUAUUUCCACUUUGUUGGACGAAUAAUGGGAAUGGCAGUGUUUCAUGGACAUUACAUUGAUGGUGGUUUCACGUUGCCGUUUUAUAAGCAGUUGCUUGGGAAGUCAAUUACUUUGGAUGACAUGGAGUUAGUUGAUCCAGAUCUGCAUAACAGUUUAGUGUGGAUUCUUGAGAAUGAUAUUACAGGUGUUUUGGACCAUACCUUCUGUGUUGAACAUAACGCAUAUGGUGAAAUUAUUCAGCAUGAACUUAAACCAAAUGGCAAGAGUAUCCCUGUUACUGAAGAAAAUAAAAAAGAAUAUGUCAGGCUCUAUGUGAACUGGAGAUUCUUACGAGGCAUUGAGGCGCAAUUCCUCGCUCUACAGAAGGGAUUUAAUGAAGUAAUUCCACAGCAUCUGCUGAAGACAUUUGAUGAGAAGGAGUUAGAGCUCAUUAUUUGUGGACUUGGAAAGAUAGACGUUAAUGACUGGAAGGUAAACACCCGGUUAAAACACUGUACACCAGACAGCAAUGUCGUCAAGUGGUUCUGGAAAGCUGUGGAGUUUUUUGAUGAGGAACGACGAGCACGGUUACUUCAGUUUGUGACAGGAUCGUCCAGAGUGCCUCUGCAGGGCUUCAAAGCUUUACAAGGUGCUGCGGGCCCGCGGCUCUUCACCAUCCACCAGAUUGACGCCUGCACUAACAACCUGCCCAAAGCCCACACUUGCUUCAAUCGCAUAGACAUUCCGCCUUACGAAAGCUAUGAAAAGUUAUAUGAAAAGCUGCUAACAGCCAUCGAAGAAACAUGUGGAUUUGCUGUGGAAUGAACUUCAAGGACCUACCCAGGACUCUAUUUAUGCCCCCGACCGACAGCCUCCUUUCAGCAGAGUUCCAAGGAAUGCUGAAACACAGGAAAAUGCCCUCCCCCCUUUAAAUUUUAGGACACUGUGAGGGGAAAGGACAAUUUUGAAAUUCCUUUUCAAGGAAAAAAGAGGUCUUUAUGCUUUGCCAUGAGGCCACAUUCAGCUGCUAUUUAAAAUUAAUAUCUUGAACCUAAAGAAUGCUGACUUUUCCUGCAUUUCCAGAGUUAGGCAGUAUUCUACACUUAAAGACUACUACUAUUUUUAUACAAGGUAAUCUACUCAGAUCGCUUCACACACUUCAAGUCUCUCAAACGUCGAGACAACUUCAGCAGUCGGUACAAGUCACGUUGCAUUUUGAUUGAACACAUGAUUGGAACAGCUCCUGUACUCGCUCUUUGUAAAAGAAAAGAAAAUAAAAUUAUUUUGAAUUAUUCUACCUUUGUAAACAA